GGAUUGGAUUUUUUCAACCGGGAACCAUGCCUGUCCGGAGGGGUCAUGUCGCGCCACAGAACACGUUUUUGGGAGUGAUUAUUCGGAAAUUCGAGGGACAAAAUAAAAAGUUCAUCAUCGCUAACGCCCGUGUGCAGAACUGUGCGAUCAUCUACUGUAACGAUGGCUUCUGUGAGAUGACGGGCUUCUCUCGUCCCGACGUCAUGCAGCGUCCGUGCACGUGCGACUUCCUCCACGGUCAGUUCACCAGUCGGCACGCCGUGGCUCAGGUGGCUCAGGCUCUGCUGGGGUCCGAGGAGCGGAAGGUGGAGAUCAUGUACCACCGCAAAGAUGGUUCAAAGUUCCUGUGCGCCACUCACAUCAUCCCGGUGAAGAACGAGGAGGGCGUGGUCAUGAUGUUCAUCCUUAACUUCGACUACAUCAUGGAGGAGGGCAGCAGCGACUCUCUGGAGAGACUCAACCACACGUCUCCGUCUAAAGCCGACCGUAAAGGUAGAUUCUUCCGUUUCCGUCUGCCGGCGUUACCGCUCCUCGGGAUCAGUAAACAGUCCCUUCCUCAGGAGGACCCUGACGCCGUCAUGGUGGACUCGCCUCAGCACAGCGACGGCUCCGUGGCCACGCGUGAUUAUCAGCUCCCGACCACACGAGAGAGCUGCAGUCCAUCCUACGCCAACGACACCCGCGCCCUCAUCGCCCCCAGCCACUGCUCCACCCCCGUGUCCGGGCCUCUGGACCACUCCUCACCCAAGGGCCCCUGGGACCGGAUAUACCCCGACCAGGAGGCUCCCACUCAGGCCAACAGUCAGGACGACACCCUGACGGCCGCCCCCUCCAUCCCGGGCCUCACCCCCACCGCCUCCAGAGAGAGCGUAUGUAGCAUCCGCCGCGCCUCCUCCGUGCACGACAUUGAGGGCUUCGGCUCCAACUCCCACAAGAUGGUGUUUAGAGACAGACACGCCAGCGAAGACAAUGGGCGCAAUAUUAAAGGUCCUCUCAGUCAAAUCAAAUCAAGUUUACUCGGCUCUACGUCGGAUUCAAACCUCAACAAGUACAGCACCAUCAACAAAAUCCCCCUCAUCACGUUAAACUUCUCGGAGGCCAACAACGAGAAGAAGUGCCCGUCUCCUCCGUCGUCUGAGAAAACCAUCAUCGCGCCGAAAGUCAAAGACCGCACGCACAACGUCACCGACAAGGUCACACAGGUCCUGUCUCUGGGCGCAGAUGUUCUUCCCGAGUACAAACUCCAAACCCCUCGUAUCCACCGUUGGACUAUACUUCACUACAGCCCGUUCAAAGCCGUGUGGGACUGGCUCAUCCUCCUCCUGGUCAUCUACACCGCCAUAUUCACGCCGUACUCCGCCGCCUUCCUCCUCAACGACAUCGAGGAGCAGAAACGGCGGGAGUGCGGUUACUCCUGCUCCCCCCUCAAUGUGGUGGACCUCAUGGUGGACAUCAUGUUCAUAGUUGACAUUCUUAUAAACUUCAGGACCACGUACGUCAACUGUAACGAGGAGGUCGUGAGUCACCCGGCGAAGAUCGCGAUUCACUAUUUCAAAGGCUGGUUCCUUAUAGACAUGGUGGCGGCUAUUCCGUUCGAUCUGCUUAUUUUUGGGUCCGGAUCAGAUGAGACGACCACUCUGAUCGGUUUGCUCAAGACGGCGCGGCUCCUUCGGCUGGUACGUGUGGCCCGCAAACUGGACCGAUACUCGGAGUACGGCGCCGCUGUGCUCAUGCUGCUCAUGUGCAUCUUCGCCCUCAUCGCGCACUGGUUAGCCUGCAUUUGGUACGCCAUCGGCAACGUGGAGAAGCCGUACUUAGAGCAUAAAAUCGGAUGGUUGGACAAUUUGGGCGUGUCCAUUGGUAAAAAAUACAACUACAGUGACCCCAGCUCGGGCCCGUCCAUCAAAGACAAGUACGUCACGGCGCUGUAUUUCACCUUCAGCAGUCUGACGAGCGUGGGCUUCGGAAACGUCUCCCCCAACACCAACUCCGAAAAGAUCUUCUCCAUCUGUGUCAUGCUCAUUGGAUCUUUAAUGUACGCUAGCAUCUUCGGUAACGUGUCGGCGAUCAUCCAGAGGUUAUACUCGGGCACGGCCAGGUAUCACCUCCAGAUGCUGAGGGUCAAAGAGUUCAUUCGCUUCCAUCAGAUCCCAAACCCGCUGAGGCAGAGGCUGGAGGAGUAUUUCCAACACGCCUGGACCUACACCAACGGCAUCGACAUGAACAUGGUCCUAAAGGGGUUUCCCGAGUGCCUUCAGGCGGACAUCUGCCUCCACCUGAACAAGACGCUGCUCCACGACUGUAAGGCGUUCAGAGGAGCGUCUAAGGGCUGUCUGCGCGCUCUGGCCAUGCGCUUCAAGACCACGCACGCCCCCCCCGGAGACACCCUGGUCCACAGCGGGGACGUGCUCACCGCGCUCUACUUCGUGUCCCGCGGCUCCAUCGAGAUCCUCAAGGAAGACGUGGUCGUGGCCAUAUUGGGGAAGAACGACAUUUUUGGAGAGAUGAUCCACCUCUUUGCCAAACCUGGGAAAUCGUGCGCGGACGUGCGAGCCCUGAGCUACUGCGACCUCCACACCAUCCAGAGGGAGGAGAUCCUGGAGGUGCUGGACAUGUACCCGGAGUUUGCUGAUCACUUUUUCACCAAUCUGGAGCUGACCUUCGACCUCCGAGAUGAGAACGCUAAAACUUAUCCCAAACGCAGCAGCACAGAUGAAAUCAGGUGUCGGCGGCGGAUUUCGUACAGAAGGAAGUUUUCCACAGGCUCCAACAACAAGACGCCACUGGCCACAUACUGCGGCGGCCGGAAUCAGCGCCACGCGUACGCCUCGUCCGCCGCCGACGACGGAGGAGGGUCUGCGGAGGAGGGGGAGGAGGAAGAGGAAGAGGAGGAAGAGGAGGAGGAGCAGAGGCCUCUGUGUUCAGGGGUGCUGGGUUACCCCGUCGUCCGGGACCAUCCUCUGGGGCUGGGACUUAGCUCUGCGCCAGGCGAGACCGGAGGCGCCGCCCAGGGCCAGCCGUUUAAAGAGCUGGAUGCGCAGGAUUGGGUCCCUCAGCGUUCCAGUGAGACAGCAGAGGAGCCGGCCCCCUGUGAGGGCCCCGCGGCCGCCGAGGACAGCGACUCAGACCUCACCUAUGGAGAGGUGGAGCAACGCCUGGACCUGCUCCAGCAGCACCUCAACAGACUGGAGUCACAGAUGACCACAGACAUCCAAGCCAUCCUGCACCUGCUGCAGAGGCAGAGCGCGGCCGGGCCUCCAGCCUACAGCACGGUCACCUCCAGCCCCGAGUACCACAAGGGCGCCACCUCCAGCCCCGAAUACGACAAAGCAGCCAUCCUCGUGCAGCCCGUGUCUCUGCAGGGCGAGCUGGACCCUGCACCUCCUCAGCCUCAGAGCCCAGAAAACUCCCAGGGCAAAUCCAAAGAACCGUCUCCGAUCCUGGGUGCGGAGACUCUUCCAAACGGGGACUUUGCUGGACUGUUGGAAAACGAAUCCGACUCAGAGCAGAGGCACAGACACAACCACGUGGACAACACAGCGGACACGGACACGGCGGCGGCGGGACCCUCUUCAGGCAGACCGGCCUCACUCCCCGACGUCCCCAGCAGCUCAGGGAUCACGGGACUCCAAAGGCCCCUGUCCGAUCCGGGGCUGCCCCAACCUUAGUCUGACGUUCUUCUCCCAAGCACGACUCAGGGUCUAAAGAAAGAGACUGAAUAUGCAAAGGAAACAACUCUAUAAACUUUUCUUCCAGUCCUUUUGGAAAGCCCUUACCCACAAACCCCUUGGCUGGUUUAGAUGUACAAAGCCCAUUUAUACAGAGGUAUUUAUAAUCUAUAUUAUUAACAUGUAAAGUCAUCAUCUCCUUGUACAUAGGUCGAUUAGAACACUGCCAGCAACCCAACGUGCUUUUUCUAACAGAUAUGCAUGUGUUUGCGUCCUCCCUCUCCUCCGGGUUGCAUGUUUCACUCACAGGGGGCGCUAGGCGUGUUCUCUGCAUGUGUAAAGUCUAUUGUAGCCAACAGGUUCGACCCAGCGCUGGGACAAAAGCUACUUGAAAAACUCCCAUAGCACCGCAGUCUGCUCCUUUAACCCCUUUUCCGCCACAAUCACGGAAGAAACCCGAGUAUGUUUAGCGUGCCUACACCACAACGCCACCUUUUUAUGAAGUUUAGCCACUUUAAAAUCACACGCACUGUAUCUGUACGACACGGAAAACAGCCCAGAGCACAAGACGCUUCUGUUGUUAGAGCAAUAAGAACGACACGGGAAUAUUAUGUCUGUGUAAUCCCUCAGUCGUCAAGGUCUGGUCCGCGGUGGAAGAACAAAACAAAUCUGUGAAACGGGCGAAAAGUUGUAGGUCUGACCACAACUGACGAAGCAACUUUUUGUCCAGUUGACAGAUUUGAACGUUUUUUAACUGUGGAAAUAUUAUCAUAAAACAUUAGGUUAUUUUAGCGCUUAAACCUGGAGUCGUUAGCCGUACACGUGUCUAUAAACGUCUGUGUAGAACAUGGUGACGAAGGGCAUUUCAGACCGACCAGACCAAGAGACUUCUGUGCUUUCACACUGUUCACAAAGCAUGUUAAGGUCUUCCAUUAUAUUUCUAAAAACAUCAUAAAUAUUCACCAAAAAGAUCCACGUGCAGGGCCGAUGUCCAGCCUCCAUUAGCCUUAGCUGGAUUCGCCUGCUCUAGCCUUUAUAAAUCAUAUAUCCUAAAGACGACCGACGCUUUUCUCCAUAAAAAUGUAAAUUCCUCCAGUUAUUUAAACUUUGACGAUUAAACUGCAUGAUAAGAGUAAGUCCUUUAAAUUUUAUACCUGCUCGAAAGGAACUGUGAGCUCGUAGUGCAUGGAGACAACACUGACUCAAGUAAACGAGAACUGAAGUGUCACUGUAGGAACUCAGCAGAGACGAUUAAUGGUUUAACCUAUUUUUCUAAAACAGAAAAUUUUGUUUGCCAUUAUUUUUAUAAUGUACUUGGUUUAAGUGUUUUUAAAGCCCUGACGUUCGAAUGGUGUGGGCUGACGAUGGACAAUAAUGAAUGCAAAUCAUAGCCUCUUAAUGUAGCACGGCUCCACAGACAGAACACUUCCUGUUGACUCUGCCAUUGGAUUUCUGUUGCAUCAUUCGGUCAGAUGGAGCGUUAGACAGAGCUGCUGUUUGCCGCUGUGAGUUUUCAGUGUUACUGUGUCUGCAGAGUCACGCAGGUCGACUUUAUCGUCACAUGGAGAAGUGAAGGGCGUUCAGACCUGUUAAAACUGUUAAACCUGAGGAUUCAGAGCGACAAACAGAUGUAGAGUCUCAACAUCACACGGGGGGAUGUUUUCAGAACAUAUCUUUGAUUUUCAAGCACAGAUGUAGAACGAUUCAGUUCAACCCAACCUGUCCAGCUCCUGAACGGAGUCUGAACAGUCUGAACAGAGUCUGAACAGAGUCUGAACAGAGUCUGAACAGAGUCUGAACAGAGUCUGAACGGCUCCUGAACCUUCAUGGAAAUGCAAACUUUUGCACAGAUAGAAAACGUGCUGUACUGGAUAAUGUCACUUUUUAAAUCUAUUGUUUUUAUGCAUUUUUUAAAUGUUUGCCACUGUAUUUUAUACAAAGCAACACUUAACAGCUAAUUUGAAUGUUUUUGUUCCAAACUAUAUUUAAAGAAAUCUACUCUAUUGUGUAGACUGAAUACACAAUUGUAUAGAAUAAUAAAGUGAAUGCAUACUGGC
This is a messenger RNA of Periophthalmus magnuspinnatus, 5725 nucleotides long. It is a transcript of the gene kcnh7a, whose product is annotated as potassium channel, voltage gated eag related subfamily H, member 7. Bases 27 to 3668 code for a protein of 1213 amino acids. The record is from RefSeq and is a predicted model, not a curated record. The transcript is spliced from 17 exons. Gene Ontology annotation, biological process: potassium ion transmembrane transport; membrane repolarization during action potential. Gene Ontology annotation, cellular component: membrane. NCBI's taxonomy places the organism in Eukaryota, Metazoa, Chordata, Actinopteri, Gobiiformes, Gobiidae. Gene Ontology annotation, molecular function: inward rectifier potassium channel activity.